AUGGUUAACCUUAGACCUAGCAAUUAUUCCUCAUUGUCCUCUGUGUUGGUAGUUGGUGAAACAGGAUCUGGUAAAUCAACUUUUAUCAAUACACUCACCAACUAUUUCUUGGAGGGAUCAUUCCCUAAUGAUAUAAAGGUAUCAAUUGAGACAAAGUUCCUAAAGCCAACACAAAGAGGUUUGAGACAUAGUGAACUAAAUGUGAGGGAUACAACAUCUAGCCAGACAAAUGAAUGUACCGAGUACAAGUUCACCAAGGAUGGACAUACCUAUGUGUUCAUCGACACACCGGGCCUUUCCGACACGCGUGGCAUACAUCAAGACGAGAUCAAUAUCAACAAGAUCAUCAAUGCCGCUGACCAGGCAUCUUCAUUGUCUGCCAUCAUCCUCUUGAUCAAUGGGAAGGAUUGCCGUGAUGUAAUCUCACUCAAGAGUGCCAUCACCCGUCUCCAGGGCUCCAUCCCCGAUGUGAUACUCAACAACUUGGUGAUUGUGUUCACCAAGUGCCAAGAGUACAAUCGCAACUUUGACCUCAAGGCUCUGGGAAACCUCCAGUCGCGUUCGGUGUUCCACAUGGAGAACUCGGCCUUCUCGACAGAUCCCGCCACUUGGAAUGACCAAGCCAAGAAGAGUCUUAAACGAGAGUUCAAAGAGUCUAUGUUCACUGUCAAUAAGAUGAUGAGGUCCAUUGCCAGGAAGGAUGUCGUGUCGACCUCGGCCUUUGGUACAAUGAGGAACCAUCGAUUCAAGAUCAAGCAGACUCUUCACAAGGCCAAGAUUGACAUCAAGCGUAUCCAGGAUCUCCAGGAUGAGGUCUGGCAGGCACAAAUAAUGCUUGGACAGUACUCAUCGGACCAGGCCAAGUUCCAGAACUACACCAAGAAGAAGACCGUGAUGACGACCGAGAUGGUGGACACACCAUAUCACAACACGAUAUGUAGUGAGUGUAACCAUGUUUGUCAUGAACAUUGUGGACUUGAAGAGAUAUCAUCCAAGGGUGACAAUGCAUUCACUGGCUGUGUGGCCAUGAAUGGACUGAACAACUGUUCCAAAUGUCCAGAGAGAUGCUCCUACAUCACUCACUACCAUGGAAGACACACCAUCGUAAAGCAGCAAAAGACAUUGGAGGUCGAGAUUGGACACAUGAAGGACAAGUACCAGAAGGCGCAGAUGGGCAUGUCCACGGCCCAAUCCAAGAUAUCAUCCAUCAAUGAUGCGAAGCAGCUCAUUGAGUCAGCCAUCAAGCAAAUGACCCAUGAGAUCACAUCAUCUUGCCAAGCCCUCAAGCAGAUAUGUAGUGGCUUCAAUCUUGUUGAUGAACUUGUCAUCACAAUCACACAGAUGGAGAUGGAGGCCAAGCUACUGACCUCGUUCGAGGCCAGACGAUCCGCCGACACGAUGAUCCAACAUGUCAAGAUGAUCUCGGACAGUCUUAGCAAGGACAAGAGCUUCCAAAGGUUGCCUCGUCCAGUCUACUCAUUGGAUGACGAUGAUUAUGAUGAUGAUGAUGAGUUGUUUGUUGAUAGUGACGACAGCGAUGAUGAUGACUGUCCUCCAGUUGGUGACCCUGCACCAGACCAGAACCAACACCUGAAGAUCCAGAUUGCCAAUCUCCAAGCGCAGUUGGACAGGCAGCAACAAUCAAACAUUUCAUUGUCAGAGCUAGCACAACUACAACAGAAGGUGGAAGUGCUGCUCAAGUUCGGAGCACAGCCACUCUAUGGUAGUCCAAUGGGUCCAUGCAAGGUGUGUACCACUCCAUGGACCAUGCUAGCUGAUGAGGCGUCAUUCUUCCAGGGCAAGGGAAUACCACUGCCAAGGACCUGUCGUCCAUGUCGUGUUGUCAAGAAACAACUUGCUGACGAUGCAUCAGCAGGACUACUGCCAGUGUAUAGUCCUACUCCUACUCAUACAACGACUAGACGAUUGUCUCCUGUCGGUCAGACCAAGCGCUGCACGCUGUGCUACAAGUCAUGGAUAUUGAAUGCGAGUGAACAAUCAUUCUAUGUCAGACGUGGUUUACCAUUGCCAAAGAAGUGUCAUGGUUGUAGAGAUGCACAGAAGCAUGCUGUUGGCAGGGUCGGUAGAGUGCUAGAUCAUCAUCAGCAAUCGCAUCGACGAAGUUUUUAUGAUGGAGCCUCCACCUUGCGAUGCGAUUGGGAUUGA
Molecule: messenger RNA, 2166 nt
Organism: Acytostelium subglobosum LB1
Lineage: Eukaryota; Evosea; Eumycetozoa; Acytosteliales; Acytosteliaceae
Exons: 2
Coding region: 1-2166 (721 amino acids)
Molecular function (GO): GTP binding
Source: RefSeq, a predicted model, not a curated record